AGAUAUGAUGUGGAUCUCAACUUGCAUACAAAUUUCCUACACAGAUUCUUCGCUUACAUAUGACGCCAACUCAAUUUCUCUCUCUAAUUUUUCCCAUCUUCUCAUAUCAAAUUCCUUCGGCGCCGAACGCCAAAAAUUGCAGAUUAAUUUUCCUAUUUUGUAAAUCUCUGUAAUACAUUAACCCAGAGAGGCAAAACUUCUUCUGCCGUUCUCAAUUUCAGUUAUAGGCAGCGAAGAUGUCAACGCCAGCGAGGAAGCGAUUGAUGAGGGAUUUCAAGCGGUUGCAGCAAGAUCCUCCUGCUGGCAUCAGUGGGGCGCCCUAUGAUAAUAACAUUAUGCUCUGGAACGCUGUAAUAUUUGGCCCAGAUGAUACUCCUUGGGAUGGAGGCACGUUUAAGCUGACUCUUCAGUUCAGUGAGGAUUACCCAAAUAAGCCUCCAACUGUUCGGUUUAUAUCCCGAAUGUUUCAUCCCAAUAUUUAUGCAGAUGGAAGCAUUUGCUUGGAUAUUUUGCAAAAUCAGUGGAGUCCUAUAUAUGAUGUAGCCGCUAUACUUACAUCUAUCCAGUCGUUGCUUUGUGAUCCAAAUCCAAAUUCACCGGCAAACUCUGAAGCUGCAAGGUUGUUUAGUGAGAACAAACGUGAAUACAACAGGAAGGUGCGUGAAAUUGUGGAACAGAGUUGGACAGCUGACUAAUAAUGCUAUCCCAAGUGUGUAUUACACAGGAGAAGGUAAUUGAUGAGCUGAGUUUCCAAUCCCUUCUCCUGGUAGAUGAUGUUCGUCUGUUUUACUUUCUACAUUUUCUAAGCUAGCAACUUCCAUAAAUAUUGUUAUGAAUGAUCGUUUUACAUGCUUAUUUUGACUAUGAACCGUCUUUAUCUUUGUUUUGAUGCUCCUGGAGAGUUUAUGUACAUAAACCAUAUCUUGUACUGGAUUUGCAUGGGAUCAUAUGGAACUAUAAGUUUGUCCAUUAA
Messenger RNA from Salvia miltiorrhiza (redroot sage), 973 nucleotides. RefSeq names its product ubiquitin-conjugating enzyme E2 2. Bases 237 to 695 code for a protein of 152 amino acids. The record is from RefSeq and is a predicted model, not a curated record. NCBI's taxonomy places the organism in Eukaryota, Viridiplantae, Streptophyta, Magnoliopsida, Lamiales, Lamiaceae. The transcript is spliced from 6 exons.